Molecule: messenger RNA, 1932 nt
Organism: Caenorhabditis elegans
Lineage: Eukaryota; Metazoa; Nematoda; Chromadorea; Rhabditida; Rhabditidae
Gene: VC5.2
Product: Laminin EGF-like domain-containing protein
Cellular component (GO): basement membrane
Source: RefSeq, marked reviewed
GGUUUACCGCCGUCUCCGUUUACUUCUACUAUUUUCCAUUUUCAAUUAGAGAAGACGGUUUGACCCAUACUCUAUCAUGUCACUAUAUUUUAUACUAAUUGUUACUAUAAUAAUCCCACAAUUUGAAUUUAUUCAUUCACCUUUAUCUGAAAAGGAUAUUGUUACAUUCCGCUUCAAUUUGGUAAAUCGUCUUGAUCAGUGCACAUUAUGGAGAUCAAAACUAGAUAAAAAAGUUUCAAAUACGUUAGAUCAUUUUUUAAUGAACUCAAAGUUUGAUGAAUUUCGAGAAGCAUCUACACAAUUAGCUGCAGAUAUAUACCCGGAAAGUAUUGACUGCCUUGACUCUUGCUCUUAUGAUAUUGAACAAUUUAAUGAUUUCGUGAAAUCUGAAAGUUUAACUACAAAGAAUGAUCUUGGAGACCUUCUUGAUAACGAGCAAAUUUAUCAGUUGCAUAUGCUUUUGGAGAAAACAAAACGGCCGGAUAUCGUGGAAAAAGGGAUUCUACAACAUCUACAUGGAAUUCCUGAAAAACGACGCCAGGAACUUCUCUCAGAGUUUUUCGCCUCAAAGCCAUCUCGUGUUCGUCGUUCAACAAUGAGCAGAAAAAUUGCACGUGAGCCAACUCCAUUAACUCCUGACAUGCUGUCAUGGCAAACUCCACGCCAUAAAAAUGUGCUCAAUAAACAGAAACUUACAAAAGGAUCUCAAUGGGAUGCUAUGAACACUAUCGGUGAUCAGUAUUAUCAUUUGAGAAAAGCUGUACGGGUGAAAUAUGAUGGGAAAUUCAUGAAAUAUUGCAAUGAAAGUUUAUUGGAAAUCAUCGGUCGUGACAAUUUUGCAACGCUUGAAGAAAUGGUUCAGGAUAGUGAGCAAGUUGAGCACAUUUGGAACAAGUAUCAUCAGAUAAUUGGUUACUUGAAAAACGAGGAAGACCAGUUAACUGCAGAACAUUACGGUCAAUUCUGUCGUAAAAUCUACCGUCUUCUACCAAUUGAACAAGCUGAUCUCAUGUCUUGGUUACGACCGGCACAAAGGUUCCGUAUUGCGGAAAUGAUUCAGGAUCGGGAAGUGAAUGAUUCUCAAGUUUAUGAAAAGCUGUACGAGUUUUUCAAUCAAGCAAGUGGCGAUGCAAAAGACGAUGCUGACGAGGUCAUCACUCUUGGAUGUCGAAAGUUUAUCGCCCAUCAUUUGGGAGACCAAGUGGCUGAGGAUAUUGAAGAUUUGAGAGUGGCCGGUGGAACCGGAAGUAGUCAUCAUACGGCAGCAAUGUUGCUUGUCAAACAUAAUGAAAUUGCAGAAGCCGGAGCAUUGGCACAUCAGAAACGAAUUGAAGAAUCAGUUUCAAUUUGCAAAAGAAUCUACCUUGACUAUGAUGGAUCGUGUUUCUGUAAUGGUCGAUCCACUAUGUGCGAUGAGAAGACCCAUGUUUGCCAAAACUGCACCGGUGGAACACUUGGCAUCCAAUGCGAAAAGUGUCCAGAAGAUCUCAGAUUAGACAAGACUGGCAAAUGUGUUCCAGGAUUGGAUCCCGACUGUUUUUGCAACAGUCACUCCUAUGAAUGUACCGAUGGAAUAUGCACAGACUGUGAGAAUAACACCACUGGUGAUCAUUGCGAACUUUGUGAUAUUGGGUUCUAUGGAGACCCUACAAUGGGUAGAGGCUGCACAAAAUGCCCAUGCCCCAAAAACGGAGAAUGCUCCUAUAACACUGUGACAAAUAGAAUCGAAUGUAACGAUUGUCCAAAAGGACAUAUUGGAGAAAGAUGUGAAGAUAGUGAAUCCUCGUAUCAGCCAUUCACAACGGAAGCUUCAACAAUAACUUUAGUUGAUAAUCAGUUGUAGAAUGAUUUGAAAGUCAUGUUGCUACUAUUUUUGCGUCAUGACAACAUUGUACAUUUACCGGUAUCUCAUUUAAUGAACAUUUUCCUUGG